UUAGAUCUUGGGGUCUGGACAGUGACUAGAAGUCUCUCCAAUCGAGGUGAUCCCAGAGGAGGAAGGGACACGACGGGGCGGGGCCAGCCACCCAAGGUCCCCUGCGGGGGACGUCACCGGCCCCAGGUGCGGAGGGCGGGAACUGCCUCGCACCUCCCCGCGGAGCGAGCAUCUUCCCCUCCUCCAUCCAGGCUGCGGCCGGGCCCACAGCUACCCUUUCCGACCCGGCCACACCUGGAACCGCACCCCGGGCCGGGCAGAGGCGGAGAAGGGCGGCCCCCGGGAGGGACCUGGCCCGGAGGAUCGGCGGGGCGGCAGGCGAGGCCCGGAGGCGAGGGCGAGGGCGCUGUGGAUCGAGGCGAUGGCGCGGAGCCCGGGAGAACGGUGCGCCCUGCUACUGCUGCUGCAACUGCUGGCGGUGGUCUGCUUGGACUUUGGAAAUGGACUUCACUUAGAGGUCUUCAGCACAAGAAGUGAGGGCAAGCGAUUCCCUACACGCACUCACUUGGUUCGUCAGAAAAGGGCCUGGAUCACUGCCCCAGUGGCUCUUCGGGAGGGAGAAGACCUUUCCAGAAAGAACCCAAUUGCCAAGAUACACUCUGACCUUGCAGAAGAAAAAGGGAUAAAGAUUACCUACAAGUACACCGGGAAGGGGAUCACACAGCCGCCCUUCGGGAUAUUCGUCUUUGAUAGAAACACAGGCGAACUGAACAUCACCAGCAUUCUUGACCGGGAAGAAACACCGUAUUUCCUGCUGACAGGCUAUGCCUUGGACUCCAGAGGAAACCACUUAGAGAAGCCCUUGGAACUCCGCAUCAAAGUUCUGGACAUCAAUGACAACGAACCCGUGUUCACCCAGGAGGUCUUUGUUGGGUCCGUUGAGGAACUGAGUGCGGCACAUACGCUUGUGAUGAAAAUCACCGCAACGGAUGCAGACGAUCCGGAGACCCUGAAUUCUAAAGUCUCCUACAGAAUUGUCUCUCAGGAGCCUGCAAAUACUCCUGUGUUCUACCUAAAUAAAGACACGGGGGAGAUCUAUACCACCAGUUUUACUUUGGACAGAGAGGAAUACAGCAGCUAUUCCUUGACGGUGGAAGCAAGAGAUGGUAACGGGCAGAUAACAGAUAAACCGGUGCAACAAGCUCAAGUUCAGAUUCGCAUAUUGGACGUCAAUGACAAUAUACCUGUGGUGGAAAGUGAAAUGUAUGAGGGGACAGUGGAAGAAAAUCAGGUCAACGUGGAAGUCAUGCGCAUCAAAGUGACCGACGCAGAUGAAGUGGGCUCCGAUAACUGGCUAGCGAACUUUACAUUUGCUUCAGGGAAUGAAGGGGGCUAUUUCCACAUCGAGACUGACACACAGACUAAUGAAGGGAUUGUGACCCUUGUCAAGGAGGUAGACUACGAAGAAAUGAAGAAGCUGGACUUGAGUGUCCUUGUCACUAACAAAGCAGCUUUCCACAAGUCCAUUAGGAGCAAAUACAAGGCCACACCCAUUCCCAUCACUGUCAAGGUCCAGAACGUGGUGGAAGGCAUUCACUUCCAGAGCAGCGUUGUCUCCGUCCGAGCCAGUGAGGCAAUGGAUAGAUCCAGCCUCAGCCGGUCGAUUGGAAAAUUUCAAGUUUUUGAUGAAGACACUGGACAAGCAGCUAAAGUAACGUACGUGAAGGUGCAAGAUGAAGACAACUGGGUCUCUGUGGACUCCGCCACUUCAGAGAUUAAGCUUCUAAAGAUUCCUGACUUUGAAUCUAGAUAUGUCCAGAAUGGUACCUACACUGUAAAGGUUCUGGCUAUAUCCAAAGAUCAUCCUCAAAAAACCAUCACUGGCACCGUCGUCAUCACUGUUGAAGACGUCAAUGACAAUUGUCCCGUACUGGUGGACUCAGUGCGGAGCGUCUGCGAGAACGAACCAUACGUGAACGUCACUGCCGAGGAUUUGGAUGGACCCCGGAACAGUGGGCCGUUCAGCUUCUCCAUCAUUGACCAGCCUCCUGGAACGGCACAGAAGUGGAAAAUAACACACCAAGAAAGUACUAGUGUGCUGCUGCAGCAGAGCGAGCGGCAGCUCGGGAGAAGUGAGAUCCCCUUCCUCAUUUCCGACAGCCAGGGCUUCAGCUGCCCCGAGAGGCAGGUCCUUCAGCUCACGGUGUGCGAGUGUCUGAAGGGCGGUGGCUGUGCGGCUGCGCUGUAUGACAACUACGUGGGGCUGGGCCCCGCCGCCAUCGCUCUCAUGAUUCUAGCGCUCCUGCUCCUGCUCCUGGUGCCGCUCCUGUUGCUGAUGUGCCACUGUGGAGAGGGCGCCAAAGGCUUCGCCCCCAUUCCUGGGACCAUAGAGAUGCUGCAUCCUUGGAAUAAUGAGGGAGCACCCCCCGAGGACAAGGUGGUGCCCUCGCUUCUGGUGACUGAUCAUGCGGGGAGCUCAGCAGUGAGAGGCGGCGGUGUAGGAGGGGCGAUGCUCAAGGAAGGCAUGGUGAAAGGCAGCAGCUCAGCUUCCGUUACCAAAGGGCAUCACGAGCUGACUGAGGCUGACGGACGAUGGGAAGAACACAGAAGCCUCCUCACCGUCGGGACCACUCACCACGUAGGGACAGCGGGAGCCAUCGCGGCCGGUGAAACCAUAAGGACGGCAAGAGCCACGGGGGCUUCCAGAGACAUGAGUGGGGCUCGCGGAGCCGUCGCCAUGAAUGAGGAAUUCUUAAGAAGUUACUACACGGAGAAAGUGGCCUCCUACGCUGGGGAAGACGAGCUUCACAUGGCCAAAGACUGCCUUCUCGUUUACUCUCAGGAAGACACGGACUCUCUCCGAGGCUCCGUCGGGUGCUGCAGUUUUAUCGAGGGAGAGCUGGAUGACCUGCUCUUGGACGACCUGGGGCUCAAAUUCAAGACCCUGGCUGAAGUUUGCCUAGGUCGAAAGAUCGACAUGGCCGUGGACACUGAACAGAGGCAAAAGCCAGUCAGAGAAACAAGCGCGAAGGUGGCUCCCGGCUCUCACUACGAGCAAGUGACAGCCAACUCAGAGAGCACGUUUUCCUCUAACAGUGCCCUCCAAGCCCCCAAGCCUCUGCAUGGAGCACACACACAGAAAGUCACACAGGAAAUUGUCACUGAGAGCUCUGUGUCUUCCAGGCAGAGUCAGAAGGUAGUGCCGACACCUGAUCCUGUGGCUUCCGGUAACGUUAUAGUGACGGAAACUUCCUAUGCCGCAGGUUCAGCGGGGCCACCCAGCACUGUGAUCCUGGCUCCCAGACAGCCACAGAGCCUUGUUGUGACAGAGAGGGUGUACGCUCCAGCCUCUGCCUUGGUGGAUCAGCAUUAUGCCAAUGAAGAAAAGGUCCUUGUUACGGAACGAGUGAUCCAGCCUAAUGGGGGCGUCCCUAAGCCUCUCGAGGUCACCCAGCAUCUGAGAGAUGCACAGUAUGUUAUGGUGAGGGAGAGAGAGCGCAUCCUUGCACCUAGCUCAGGCGUGCAGCCCACUCUGGCGAUGCCCAGUGUGGCAGCAGGAGGACAGAAUGUCACCGUGACAGAAAGAAUACUGACUCCUGCUUCCACGCUGCAGUCCAGUUACCAGAUUCCCAGUGAAACCUCCAUCAAGGCUAGGAAGACCGUGCUCUCUAGUGAGGGAGGCAUGGGCCCUCUGCCCAAUUUAGAUCUAGAGGAAUCUGGUCAUCCCAACUCCACUAUCACCACAUCGUCCACCAGGGUCACCAAGCAUAGCACCGUGCAACACACUUACUCCUAAAGAGAAGCCAGCCGCAGCCUGAUCCGGAGCUUAAGUAGCUCCCACGGGAUGUGUUUCCACGCCCCUAAUGUUAUAUGAGCCACACAAAGGCGUGCACGCUGAAAGAACUAAUCGACAUGCCAAAGGCGCAGUGUCUCAGGUGGGGCUGUGUUUCAGAAAUGCUCUGUGAUUAUUGGGGGUGGAGUUAAGAUGAUAGUUCCCGAGUGCCUUUUAGUGCACUGUGCAAGCAAUACUUGCAAAUGGGACACGUAAAACUGGGUUCCAAGAACUUACCAAAUUAAAGCAGGGUAUCUAAUCCAUCUGGUCCAGAGAGAUGGGUCCCUGCACAAUGCAGUGAUAUCCAGCAUUAUAUCACAGAACCCCUUAUAUUACAGAACCCCUUAUAUUAUAUUACAGAACUAUAGCUACCAAAUAGCGCAUUCACCCAGAGACACAUCUCCACUCUGGGCCUUCAACCUCAGUUUUUGGUUCACUUUAACACUGGAACCCUAAGUACACCAGAGGCCAGAAAAAAAAAAAACAAAACACUGGAGCCCCUUUUAAUUGUGUAAAGUUGACUGGAAUUUAGAACACUGACAGGAUAAGAAUACAUAUUGUAUAUUGUCCCUGCACAUGAUAUGUCCUGAGAGUUUAAAAAAAAAUGACUUCAUAUUUCUCCUCAUUUAUCAGAGGUCAUAAAAAUGUUGAGCAUUUCAAAUUAGCCAUGAUAGCCGAAUGUGGUGGUGCAGGCCUUUAGUCCAAAACUCAAGAGGCAGGCAAAUCUCUCCAGGUUCUAAGUCAACUUGGUCUAUAUAAAGGCUUCCAGGACAGCCAGGGCUAUAUAGGAAAACCCUGACUCAAACAAACAACAACAAAUACUAGUAAUGAUCCAGGAUAAAAUUCCUAGUUAACUUUUCUGUAAUGUGAUAGUAGUCUACGAAGAAAAACCCCAUCAUGUAUCUGUUUCUUAGCUCCAAGUUAAUGCACUUAGGGGCUGGACACAUGACCAAGUGGUUAGGAGCACAUUACUACUCUUGCAGAAAACCCUGCCUUCAGUUUCUGAUGUCCAGAUACUGUGUCUCACAACCAGCUCUAAUUCCAACUCAGGGGAUCUGAUGCCCUCUAAUGGACUCCAAAGACAUUGCACUCACAGUUGAGUGUGGUUAGUGAGCCGCAGUAUUCCAUCACUCUUACAUCUCAGUGCCUCUCAGAGCCGCCAUAUUCUCCUCUUGCCGUUGGCUGCCUUACAUUCUCAGUGCCUCUCACAGGGCCCAAGCCAAUAUCCAUGGGUCAACGUAAGUUCCACAAACCACUCUUGUAUAAUUAGUCGAAUGUCAAGAAGACUUGUAGUUCCAUGAUUUGGAAUUAUGAACUUUAUCACCUUGAUAUCUGGAAGUAAUUGGCUGGUCAUGACUUGAUACACAUGAAGUAAAUAUUUUAUCAUAAAAACCCUUGAGUAGUUGGCCCAGUUUCAUUCAACUUCCUUGCCUUGUUUCUCUAAGGAGGUUGUUGUUUGGAUUGUGCGGAAAAUCAAUGGAAAGUGUUGUAUGAUAAAAAUUUGCUUCUAAAAAAUGUUUUCAAACCUAUGUAUAUAUCAGUCACAAUUUAUAUCCAUGUUUCCCACCCAAAACAAAUGUUGAAAAACCAUCAAAUUUCUGGAUAUUUUGCUAGGAAAUGCUACACUUACACUUUUAUAGACUUUUUAAAAAAUGUUUAUAUGAAUUGUGUUGUGAAAAAAUGUUAUACUGUGCCCCCUAUGAUGCAUGAAGUGGUUUUAUGCAUGGUCUGCUGUGUGGGGUAGAGGUCUCCUAAUUCCUAUGAUCUGGAAUUGUUUACUUUCUACAAAGUAAGCUUUGUGGGGAUAUUGCUUUCAUUUUCUUUGUAGCUGAUGUUAUUUUACCAAGUGUGCAGCAGAAAUUACACUACUGUUGGUGUUAUGAACACAUCCUAUGUGCUUAAAAAAACUAAGUCUUGAGCUCCCUUUGUGGGUGGGUUUGAGGUCCCACUUCUCUGUUGUACAGGGUAUAAUCUUCCUUGUUCCUCAAACGGUGAUUUGCAUUAGUUUUUACAUUUGUUCCUUGGGAGGAUUGCAUUUGUGUGUGUAUCCAUGUAAAAUAUUUUAAUAAAAAGGCCACCUGCCUUCAGAGUGA
Apodemus sylvaticus (European woodmouse) is the source of this 5865-nucleotide messenger RNA. RefSeq names its product desmoglein 2 (gene Dsg2). Gene Ontology annotation, molecular function: calcium ion binding. The transcript has 15 exons. Gene Ontology annotation, cellular component: plasma membrane; desmosome. The record is from RefSeq and is a predicted model, not a curated record. NCBI's taxonomy places the organism in Eukaryota, Metazoa, Chordata, Mammalia, Rodentia, Muridae. Bases 362 to 3736 code for a protein of 1124 amino acids. Gene Ontology annotation, biological process: homophilic cell-cell adhesion.